CAGCAACGAAUACGUAGUGAGUGACGAGUGAGCAGUGAUCUCUCGCGUGUGGAUUGUGGGGCUUUUGCGUGUUUUCAACGCUGGACGUAAUCGCAAAUUUCUUUGAAGUGUCAUAUUUGGUCGUGGCAAAAUAAUGUCCAGGAUGGCGUAGCAAAUACGGAUUUCCAACAACAACACAUUACACGUUGAAGUAUCUGAGGAAUUUUUUCAGCCGAACCGUGUCGCUAUUUGCGACUUAAACUGCAUCCGAGCUGGCGUGGGGAACUGCAGUUAUGGAAUUACAGAGCUGGCUACUUUACCAUCUCGUAGCAGUCACCGACUGUAAUCAAGCAUAAUAUACCCAGUCGUCUUCAGUUCGUUUGGUUCAUUUUCCUGGGUUUUGAACGACGCGCGACUUGCCUUAUCUGCACUUUUUCUUUGGAUUCCGGUAUCAAGAGGAAACUGCGGUCUACCAAUGUUUGAUGUGAUGCAGUCUGCAGCUACGGGAGGCGGAGGAUUUUCGGCUGGUAGUAGCGGCAGCAGUAGGGCUCGCGACCUGGGACUUCGGGCCCAGAAAAAGAUCCUGGGACGUGUCGUAUCCACCGGAGCAGGAAGAUCGUUGCUGAUCGAUGACGCGACUACAUCCUUGCUUGACAAUCUUUAUAGACUUGCCGAAAGAGCGGCGAAAAACAAUCCCGCUUUGGAUAGAAAACAGCCAGAGAAAGUUCUGAAAAAUAUCGUCAAGUUGUCCAUCAAGAUUGGUCUUUUGCAACGUAAUCAGCAACUGGGAGCAUCAGAUGAGCCAAAAAUCGUAGAGAUCAGAGCAGCGCUCAGAGCUGUUGCAAUGGCCGUUGUUUCUUUUCACGAGCUGGAGUUCAGCUUCGAUAAUUCUUAUUUGACACGAUCUUUGGAACGGUGUAGAACAGCUGUACAGUCAUUGAUAAAAGUUCACCUAACGGACAAAUCCCAGGAUCGAUGCGAUCAAGUUUUCGACUUUUUGACCCAUCCAGAGUUUCUUGAAGCUGUAUUCGGACAAAAUUCAGAACUCAGACCAACUCUUGAACUCCUAGUCAGUGAUAUUAAUAAAGCUCUCGAUGCUGGUCACCUAUGAUUUGUAAUACUCGGGAUAUUACAAGUGAAUAAGCAUAACUCAAAUGUCCAAGCGAUAUUGUAAGAAUAAGGUUGAAUCAAGGGUUUCAAAGAGGUAUGAAGAAGAAAGAAAAAUCCUCAAGGUAUAAAAGACAAAGCAUAUGCCUUGUGGCAUAGCUUACCAAAUCUUACCGAUCUUUCGCGAGGAUGUAAAUGUAUCCGGAUUUAGUCAGACUUAUUUAUUCACUGGGUUUCGAGCGUUAGGCGUUUAUCGUUUAAUCCACACUGCAGGGUAUAGUCGUUACCGUAAGUGAUUUAUAACGUAAACGUGCUCAAUAAUUCGGUAUGCAAUAAUUAUGAAAUACUCCCCUUUCUUCUAAGUAGAUUUAUUAUACUUUAUUGUCUCAUAUUUAUUCAAGUUGUUAAUUAAUUAAAGUUACUUGCACUCGGUGUUAACAAUACCAAUUAUAAUGAAACCAAAUAGGAAGGUGAAAAAGAAAAAUGACAAUGAAGCCCUGGGACCUCGUCCCCGAUAUCAACGCAACAUUCAGGGUUUCGAAAAAUGUCUUAAAAGACGUUGACUCGCUUUUACAUACCACAUAAAAAAACAAAAAAAAAAAAAAAAUACACAUAUCAUUGCAUAUCAUGUACACAAUGCAUUGAACGCGAAACUUGGUGUGAAUUUUUGUACAUACGUUGGCACACCUAUUUCGCAUAGUCAUGAAACACUCGCAUUAGUCUCACCACAUCACAUGCACUAUAAAAUUUCUAAUAUUAGUUAUUAAUAUCGGGUCUAACCCAUCGGUCGAAUAUACAUUUACAUGUUCAAGGUAUAUUGAAUACAUGUAUAUUCAAUGAAGAUUUGAAAAUAAUGGCAAAGAAAAAGAACACAAUUUUUUACACAAUAUACACCCACUUUACACCUUACUUUAAGUAAUAAUUAUUAACGAAAAAAUGUUGUAUUGACAGACCGUUAAUAAAUUAUUUGUAAACA
Diprion similis is the source of this 2062-nucleotide messenger RNA. It is a transcript of the gene sigmar, whose product is annotated as tumor necrosis factor alpha-induced protein 8-like protein. The coding region runs from base 455 to 1090 and encodes 211 amino acids. NCBI's taxonomy places the organism in Eukaryota, Metazoa, Arthropoda, Insecta, Hymenoptera, Diprionidae. The record is from RefSeq and is a predicted model, not a curated record. Gene Ontology annotation, biological process: regulation of apoptotic process. The transcript has 5 exons. Gene Ontology annotation, cellular component: cytoplasm.